Molecule: messenger RNA, 2067 nt
Organism: Dendronephthya gigantea
Lineage: Eukaryota; Metazoa; Cnidaria; Anthozoa; Malacalcyonacea; Nephtheidae
Exons: 6
Coding region: 256-2067 (603 amino acids)
Biological process (GO): DNA recombination; DNA integration
Molecular function (GO): DNA binding
Source: RefSeq, a predicted model, not a curated record
UUUUGUAAAUCGAAAAGUGUUUUAGAUUCAAAUGAUGAUGCUAGUAGUUCAAAAGUUUACGUACAGUCAGCCCAGUCCUCAAGUGGAAAGCGGGCUUAUGACAAAAGGAACAGCUGUUUCUUUUGUCAUAAAGAAUUUUCAAAAUUGGCUAGGCACUUAGAGCAAGUGCAUAAAGACGAGGAGGAAGUGUUGGCUGCCUUGAAGUUCCCCCCUUCUGACAAACGUCGGAAGGAACAAUUUGCAAAGUUAAGAAAAAUGGGGAACUUCAAUCACAACGUGAAAGUGAUGGAAAAGAAAGAUGGAGAGCUGAAAGUCGACCGGAGACCGGGACAAGCAAGAGAAGUUAAGGCGAGCCAAUACUUGCCAUGCACGAUAUGCAAUGGCUUUUUUCUUGCGCAUGAACUCUCUCGACAUGGUGCCACCUGUAUGCGAUCUUGUGAAUCGGACAAAAAAGAAAAGCCAUCUGCCAAGCGCAUGCGAUUUGAUGGAAAGCUGCUGUUAGCUGAAACCAACCUUGAAGCAUGUAGCAAACAGCUCCAAAACGUCCUAUUGAUCAUGGCCCAUGACGAUAUAUCAGCUGUCGCUCAGGCUGACCCUACCAUACUCGCUGUCGGGAGUGAUAUGGUUGAUCAAAAGGGAGUGGAAAAAGCGACAGAGAUAUCCCAAAAGAUGCGGUUACUUGCCCGAGUACUCAUCGAGAUGAGAAAGCUGACUGGAAAACCUGAUGCUUCCUUAUCGACCAUUAUAACCCCCUUGCAUUUCGACUCGUUCCUGCAAUGCGCCAGAAAUCUUGGGGGUUACGUUGUAAAUCAGAAUGGUUCCAGGAAUUUCAAGAGCCCGUCGACCGCGGUGAAGUGCGGGUAUGCCACAAUGACAGCCUGCAAAAUAUUAAGAGGGAAGGCAUUGCGGGAUUGUGACAUGGACAGGAAGAAAGAGGUCGACAAUUUCCUGGAGCUGUAUGAAACAGAAUGGGGCAAAAAAAUUACAUCGCCAGCCCACGACAAUCUCGGGGAGAAGAAGAACAACAAGCCCGAUGUGUUGCCCCUUACCAGCGACCUAUUAAAGCUGCGUGACUACCUUCUUCGAGCAAUAAGUGAAAAAACAGAAAGCCUGAAACAAGAUGCAAACAAGGAGAAUUUCAGGGCAUUGUCCGAAGUUUGCCUUGCAAGGCUAAUUAUGUUUAAUAAGAGAAGAGGCGGGGAGACAGCACGAAUGAAGUUGGCAGCCUAUUCCAAUCGCUUCAACUGGAAGGACAACCAUAACCAGGAAGUUCUACAGUCGCUGUCCACUUCCGAGAAGCAGCUCUGUGAUAAGUUUGAUAUGGUGGAAAUUGUAGGCAAGAGGAACCGAAAGGUUCCAGUUAUAUUGACUCCAGACGUGAUAAGCGCCAUGGAUUUAUUAACUGACCCAACGUAUCGAAAGAAAGGCUGUGUGCCGGAGGAAAAUGAUUACGUUUUCCCAAUGAACAACGCUUCAUCCCGCCACAGCCUCAGAGGAAAUGAUGUGCUGAGGCAUGUUUGCAAGAAUGCCCAGCUGAACGCAGACAGCCAAGUCACGUCGACCAGCAUGCGGAAGUACGUAGCCACGGUCUCCCAGUUGGUCGACAUGAACGAAAAUGAGAUGGGAUGGCUCGCAGACCAUAUGGGUCAUGAUUUACAUGUACAUAAGGAGUACUACAGAUUACCACAGAGCACCCUGGAGAUUGCUGUGGUCGGAAAUCUCCUUUUGGCCAUCGACGAGGGAAGAGCUCACAAAUUCAAGGGGAAAAAUCUGCGGGAUAUCAAUAUUGAAGAUUUUGGAAAUGAUGAUGAUGAAGUGACCAAAAACAAAGAAAUACUAGACAGUAUUGCCGCUAAGAAGAGAAGGGCUCCACAAUUGGCCAUAAAAUGGACGACGCCAGAAAGAAGACUGGUCAUCAAUGCAUUUGACGAACAAAUAAGUCAGGGGGAACUGCCUAAAAAGAAAGAAUGUGAGAAGUUUAUUGCUGAGCAUCCCCAUAUGAUGGCAAAAAGGAGUUGGAAAAAUGUUAAAGACUUCGUUAGAAACAUCGAAACGAAAACCCGUUAG